Rangifer tarandus platyrhynchus (Svalbard reindeer) is the source of this 425-nucleotide messenger RNA. NCBI's taxonomy places the organism in Eukaryota, Metazoa, Chordata, Mammalia, Artiodactyla, Cervidae. The record is from the annotation of a GenBank genome assembly.
AUGAAGCUUUUCAUAGGCAUUCUUUUCUGUACCUUGAUCAUGGGAGUCACCGGUGAAGGCUGGUAUUCAUUCUUCAAGGAGGCUGUGCAAGGGACUAAAGACAUGUGGAGAGCCUUCUCUGACAUGAGAGAAGCCGGGUACAUAGGUGCAGACAAAUACUUCCAUGCCCGCGGAAACUAUAAUGCUGCCCAAAGGGGACCAGGGGGUGUCUGGGCUGCUAAAUCCUGGAUUAAUCCCCUCCCUGCCCUCUUCCUUUCUAGUGAUGCCAGAGAGACUCUUCAGGGAAUCACAGACCCUCUGCUUAAGGGCAUGACCAGGGAGGAGCUACGGGAGGACACGAAGGCCGACCAGUUUGCCAACGAGUGGGGCGGAGCGGCAAAGACCCCAACCACUUCAGACCUCCUGGCCUGCCUGACAAGUACUGA